Molecule: messenger RNA, 1512 nt
Organism: Oikopleura dioica
Lineage: Eukaryota; Metazoa; Chordata; Appendicularia; Copelata; Oikopleuridae
Source: the annotation of a GenBank genome assembly
AUGAAAUUAUUUAAGUUUUUUGCGGUCUCCUCGGCUGUCGGUGCCACCGAACGACCAGAAACUGAUGAUGUGUUUAUGAACCAAUGUCAAGCAGCAUACUUGGAAAGCAAAGGUAUUAAGAUCGAUCAGGAGAUGAUCAUUGAAGACGACUGCGACAAGGAAGGCGAAGAAAAUCGUGCUGCCGUCGGGACCGUCACGAGAUGGACUAAUCUGUGGGACCCAGCUGAGAACAAGUUUAUCGUUCCAUAUUACUUCGCAGAGGGUUAUGAAGACCUCGUGUUCGGCAAACACACUGGGGCAAGGUCAAUGGAGGUAAUCAACGAAAAUGUCGCUCAUUUUGAGCGACUUACAUGCAUCAAGAUGAAACUUAUCACCGAAGUAGAAAAAGACGACUACACUUCGGUCAUAAGGGUCUAUGGGGAUGAUCCAAAUAAAGAAUGCUCAUCUGGCAUUGGUCGCUCCUUUGGCGAUAGUUUUGUCCAUAUGCGAGCUGAUUGCUACACCUGGAACGAGGGCACAACGAUCAAUCACGAGUUCAUGCAUCGACUCGGAUUUCUCCACGAGCAUUCACGCGCUGAUCGUGAUGAACACGUGACUAUUCACGCAAAUAAGGUUAACGAUUGGAACUACCGAAAAUUGACCUACGGUCCAUCGGACAUCGGCCAAUGGGAGGAUCUUAACAGUCCAUACGAUUUCAACUCGAUAAUGCACUACUACUCUGGGACGCAGCCAGAUGGACUUCCAACCAUAAGCGUUGCCGGAAAUCUGGCAGUCCGCGCUCCUGUUGAUCGAACAUGGCCAAUGUCGGACCAGGAUGCAUUCCAACUUAAUGCUUACCAAGGCUGUGAAAUGAACAACAAGUGUGCUGAUGCUGGGCCAAAUCGAUGCGGAGCACCGUUCCACGUUUGCUUGAACCAACCGAUCGGUUACGAAUGCGUCUGUGUCGUCGGCUUUGAAAGAGUUAUUGACGCCGAUGGAGUUCAAACUUGUAUUCGCAGCCCUGAUCCAACAUCGGAACCAACACCUCCGCCAGCAAAACUCGUACAGGACAUGGUGGUGAUGAUUGAUGGAAGUGGCUCAUACAGCGGAUAUAGGGAGGCCACAUGCGACGGUCUCAAGACACUCAUCAGAAGAGGAAUUGAUAUAGAAGAAAAACGAAACGAAAAAUUCCGUUUCGGUUUUACCCUUUACUCGGAUAGAACCUUCAUGACAGAAGAGUUUACAAGAACCUCUAGCAGAGUCUACGAUUUAGCAAUGCCAUUGGUUGACGUUUCGACUUUCGUUAAAGAUGAUGGAAAGACGAUAGAUGAAGGAAAACUCGACGAUGUUAAACAAAGCUGCAUAACUCGUCUUGGGAGCAUGUACGGCGGAGGUGAUUGGGAAGAGGAUGUUCUUUCCGGUGCAAUAUGGACAAGAUCAGCUGAUGCGAUGAAUUGGUCGGAAGAUUCUGCGAAAUCCAUCAUUGUAGCAACUGAUGUUCAUUAUUGGACUCAAGAAAGGGGUCUCACGUGA